UUGAAAUCAGAUGUUAGUUGUGUGGCUAGCUAAUCUAAUCUCACAAAUUAUAACAUCUUCAAUCCGUUGCUCUCGUCGAUUAUUUUUCCCUGUGGUUUGUUUGGCGAUCUUUUGAGCUUCCUGCUGAGAAAGGAAGGAACACACCACAGCACAGGACAGGACAGUUGCGUUUAGUGAUACAGCAAAGCCAAACCCAUAUCCUACAGAGCCUAGUUAGAGGAAUGGUGUCUUUUUGGUUAAACUCAAGCAGGUUAUUCUGACAGUUUCGGACUAAACAACUUGCACGCACCAUGAAUUUACUACCAUCCAACCCUCAUGGAAAUGGACUUCUGUAUGCUGGAUUUAACCAAGACCAUGGAUGCUUUGCAUGCGGGAUGGAAAAUGGCUUCAGGGUGUACAACACAGAUCCUCUUAAAGAAAAAGAGAAACAAGAGUUUCUUGAGGGUGGAGUCGGGCAUGUUGAGAUGCUCUUUCGAUGCAACUACCUUGCACUUGUUGGAGGAGGCAAGAAACCCAAGUACCCACCUAAUAAAGUGAUGAUCUGGGAUGAUCUUAAGAAAAAGACUGUGAUUGAGAUUGAGUUUUCCACAGAAGUCAAAGCUGUUAAGCUUCGAAGAGACAGAAUUGUGGUGGUCCUGGAUUCAAUGAUCAAAGUCUUCACUUUCACACACAACCCGCACCAGCUGCAUGUCUUUGAAACAUGCUACAACCCUAAAGGUUUGUGUGUUCUGUGUCCAAACAGCAACAACUCUUUGCUAGCAUUUCCCGGCACCCACUCUGGACAUGUGCAGAUAGUAGACUUGGCCAACACAGAGAGGCCUCCUGUGGACAUUCCUGCUCACGAAGGAGCUCUGUGUUGUAUCGCCCUCAACCUCCAGGGCACACGGAUAGCCACAGCUUCGGAAAAAGGGACUCUGAUCAGAAUAUUUGACACAUCAGCGGGUCAUCUGAUUCAGGAGUUAAGACGAGGAUCGCAGACUGCAAACAUAUAUUGCAUUAACUUCAACCAGGAUGCGUCUCUCAUCUGUGUGUCGAGUGACCAUGGGACUGUCCACAUAUUUGCUGCAGAAGAUCCCAAAAGGAACAAGCAAUCAAGCUUGGCCUCAGCCAGUUUCCUACCCAAGUAUUUCAGCUCCAAGUGGAGUUUCUCAAAGUUCCAGCUCCCAUCUGGCUCACCCUGUGUCUGUGCCUUUGGAACUGAGCCCAAUGCAGUCAUAGCCAUUUGUGCUGAUGGCAGCUAUUACAAGUUCCUGUUCAACCAAAAAGGGGAGUGUUCCAGGGAUGUAUAUGCCCAGUUCUUGGAAAUGACCGACGAGAAGAUCUGAGCACAGACCGUUCUUGGUUUCAAUUGAUAUUUUUUUUUUUCAUUUCCUGACAUCUCCAAAUUUGAAGACAGUCAGACGAAUAACUGUAUGUGGCAUUCCUGACUGAGUGACUCCCUGAUGCAGGAAGAUUACGAGGUCUAUAAUCUCACUAGCCAGUCUUUAAAGAACUUAAAAGAAACUCUGACCACUGGAGAGAUGGAUGAAUAAACUGACUGCAGUCAUUCAGUGGAGUGAGAAGAGGGGGGGAAACUAUUUUUGAACGACAACAGUUGCUUUUUAAAAGGUCUUCCAUGCGAACUGCUCUUUUAUAAGCAUAGAGUUGGCUAGAAGAAUAUUUGUCCACUAACUAACCUACUAUAGUGAGUGCCUCUGUCAUUACCGAAGAGGAAGGAUGUGUAUGCUUAUUCAUCAGUCACACUAUAUAUGUACAUAAUAUUGGUAGUCUUAGAUUUUGUUUUACUUGUUGUGUAAAAACAAAAUCCCAGGCAUAUGUAACUGCAACAAUAUAGCAUAAUACAACAGAACAAGUACAAUGUAGAUAUGUGGGGGUUUUUUUGUUUUUCUUCAUUCAUUGUUACUUACAUGUAUGUGCAAUUUUCAUUAUUUUUAUCAGGUGUUAAGUUGAGAUCUUUCGGAACAAAUUAGUAUUUGCUUAAUGCAUUUUAAUAGUAUGUGCAUAGUCAUGCGUGUUGCAUUAAUGGAUUACAGAUGUCCUCUUUAUGAUUAUUCAUAAGACAAGAGAGAGAAGCAUCCUAUUAAACCAGAAUUUGAUCUUUAAAAAAAAGUGAUAAAAAAAAUAAUAAUAAUUUGGGUUGCUAAAAUUUUAGGAUGUUAAAAAAAAAAACGGUUGGUUUGAAAUCUGAAAAAUGAUUGGCGAAUCAUUAAUGGAAGGAUGGUAUUCAUUUCAGUUUGUUAAAUCCAUCUCUUUUUUUUCCUUCCUUUUUUUUUUGCCCUACUAAUGUGUCUGUGAACAUAUUACCAAAGUGCCCAACGGUAACAUCUAUAAGCUGUAUUCAUUUAAUUGUUUUGGCUUUUUUCUAUUUUUUUUCCCCAACUUUGUUGAUUAGAAGCUUAUUUCAUGCUUUUCUCGUGUUUGUAAAUGUUCAAGUGAUUUACACCUAAUGCAGCGUUAAACAUGCUGUAAUCUACUCUACGACUGAAUUCCGCAGGGAUACAUAGUUCACAAUGUGUCAUGUAACAAAUUAAACUGAUUGUAAAACCGA
Messenger RNA from Ictalurus punctatus (channel catfish), 2548 nucleotides. RefSeq names its product WD repeat domain 45B (gene wdr45b). The record is from RefSeq and is a predicted model, not a curated record. The transcript is spliced from 10 exons. NCBI's taxonomy places the organism in Eukaryota, Metazoa, Chordata, Actinopteri, Siluriformes, Ictaluridae. Gene Ontology annotation, molecular function: phosphatidylinositol-3,5-bisphosphate binding; protein binding; phosphatidylinositol-3-phosphate binding. Gene Ontology annotation, cellular component: phagophore assembly site membrane; extrinsic component of membrane; cytosol. The coding region runs from base 291 to 1325 and encodes 344 amino acids. Gene Ontology annotation, biological process: protein lipidation; protein localization to phagophore assembly site; autophagy of mitochondrion.